Messenger RNA from Sesamum indicum (sesame), 1923 nucleotides. RefSeq names its product cytochrome P450 CYP72A219. The record is from RefSeq and is a predicted model, not a curated record. NCBI's taxonomy places the organism in Eukaryota, Viridiplantae, Streptophyta, Magnoliopsida, Lamiales, Pedaliaceae. Gene Ontology annotation, molecular function: oxidoreductase activity, acting on paired donors, with incorporation or reduction of molecular oxygen; heme binding; iron ion binding.
UUAGACAAACAUUAUUCGCAAAAUAGUAGUGAAAUUGACAGAUGAGCAUAAUUUUGAAAUAUGCAAUAAGGUGUGGAAAUGUGAUGAGGAUUCCAAUGAUCUGAUUCUUCCACCAAUAAUUUCCUUUUUAAAUAGACCUCACUGUUCUCCAUCCCCCAUCCCACCCUUCACCCACCAACAUACCAAAAUGUGGGCAUCCAUCCUGAUCAGCACACUGUUAGUGGUGCUGCUGCACACAGCAUGGAGAUUCUUGAACUGGGUUUGGAUCAAGCCCAGGAAACUGGAGAAACUCCUCCGGAAACAAGGCUUCAAAGGCAAUUCUUACAGGUUUCUCUUCGGGGAUGCCAGAGAAGCAGCCAAGUUGUACGAGGAAGCAUACUCCAAACCCAUCGGAAUCACCGACGAUGUCACCCUUCGUGCCUUUCCCUUAGCUAUCAAGACCAUAAGAACAUACGGUGAGAAAUCGUUCAUGUGGGUGGGGCCUAUACCUGUGUGUUUUGUGAUGGACCUGGACGCGAUUAAGAUUAUAUUGAACAAAUUCUAUGCGUUUCAGAAGUCUUUCAAGGCAUCUAAUCCCAUAUUCAAAAGGCUGGUUGGUGGACUCAUUGUGUAUGAAGGCGAACAGUGGAGCAGAAACAGAAAGAAGCUCAACCCGGCUUUUCACAUGGAGAAGCUCAAGGAGAUAGUGGCUACCAUGCACACACAGGCUACGGAAAUUCUAGAUGAAUGGAGCAGCACCAUCCCCAAGGAUGGGUCAUCUCAUGUUGUUGAUGUUUACCCUUAUUUCAAACACUUCACAGGCUGUGUAGUAUCAUAUGCAUUAUUCAGCUCUACUCCUACUCCAUUAGUUAAAAGGACUUUCAAUAUCAUUUCGGAGCUCACACAUAUUUCAAACCAGUCUCAGCCUUUUAGCAUCCCUGGAGAGCAGUACUUGCCGAUUGAGAAAUAUAGGAGGGCAAACGAAAUUGAGGACGAACUAACAGCUACAUUCACACGCAUGGCCGAGGAAAGGUUAGCUCAGAGAAGGGCAGGAGAAAGGAAGCUUGAACCAGACUUAUUUGACUUGGUUGUGGAUGAAGUUGAAGAGGUCGACAUCAAAGACAAGAAAGGUCGGGCAGCGGCCAUGUAUGAGCUCAUUCAACAGUGCAAGCUAUUCUACGUGGCUGGUCAUGAAUCCACUGCUAAUCUUAUCGCUUGGACCACUGUCAUGCUUGCCCAUCACCAAGACUGGCAAACUCGGAUCAGAGAAGAGGUUUUCCGAGUCUUGGGCGACAGGGACAUCACCGGUGAUGACUUGUCCAGCCUAAAAACUCUAACGAUGUUCAUACACGAGGUGAUGCGCUUGUACCCACCUGCAAUUGAGCUGAGUAGAGUAGUAGAAGAAGAAACAACCGUGGGAGACAUUACGUUCCCGAAGGGCGCAAUGGUAAUGAUGCCGAUAAUUCUACUGCACCGGAACACUAGAAUAUGGGGCGACGAUGCAUCGGAGUUCAAGCCCGAAAGGUUUUCGGAAGGAGUGCUGAAAGCAGCCAACGGUCGUGCAGCAUUCAUACCCUUCGGCUGGGGUCUCCGCACUUGCAUUGGGGCAAACUUGUCAGUGAUCGAGGCCAAAGUGUUUACUGCGUUGUUUCUGCGCCAGUUCAGUUUCGAGCUUGCGCCAACGUACUCACACACGCCUACCGUUGCCAUACUCCUCCAACCACAAUACGGAAUCCCUCUCAUCUUGCGCAAGCUCUAGAUCAUCAUAAUCAUGUCUCUCGCAUCGCUUUCGAUCCAUCUCCAUAUAUGGAACGCAUCAUGUUAGUUAACUGCACUAUGUGCAGCGUGUGAAAAUAAACUUCUUUUAGAUAAACUGAUGUACACUUUAUUUUAUAUAUAUAUAUAUAUAUAUAUAUAUAUUAGUUCUUCGGAUUAAUUAAUUAA